GCAGAGAACUCUAUAUUCCAAAAAAAAAAAAAACGAUAAGACCUUUGUUUGGUGCCUGAGAAAAUUCAAAUAUCUCCGUGAAAAUGUCGGGAAGAGGAAAGGGAGGGAAGGGGCUGGGAAAGGGAGGAGCGAAGAGGCACAGGAAGGUGCUGAGGGACAACAUCCAAGGGAUCACGAAGCCGGCGAUAAGGCGGCUGGCUCGGAGAGGAGGAGUGAAGCGCAUAAGUGGUCUGAUCUACGAGGAGACCAGAGGGGUCCUGAAGAUCUUCCUCGAGAACGUUAUCAGAGACGCUGUCACGUACACCGAGCACGCCAGGAGGAAGACGGUCACCGCCAUGGAUGUCGUCUACGCCCUGAAGAGGCAGGGCAGGACCCUCUACGGCUUCGGCGGUUAGGUUCGUCGGGCCUCCCUGGUGUUGGGUGUGGAGGUGACGGCGGCUGAUGUUUUGUAGGAUUAGUGGUGUCCUGUCGUAUGUCGAUGUCGGGUUUGUAAUUAGGGUUUCUAGAUUUUGGAACUCCUUGUUUCUGGAUUAGCUGUGUUUCAGAUACGUGUUAUAAGCUUUUGAUAAUAUAUGAUUCUGAAGUCAAAUCAUAUAAAUCAAUUUAGAUUCAGAACUU
Messenger RNA from Tarenaya hassleriana, 618 nucleotides. RefSeq names its product histone H4. Lineage: Eukaryota; Viridiplantae; Streptophyta; Magnoliopsida; Brassicales; Cleomaceae. Gene Ontology annotation, molecular function: structural constituent of chromatin; DNA binding; protein heterodimerization activity. Gene Ontology annotation, biological process: nucleosome assembly. The record is from RefSeq and is a predicted model, not a curated record. The transcript has a single exon. Bases 84 to 395 code for a protein of 103 amino acids. Gene Ontology annotation, cellular component: nucleosome.